AUGUCGUCUGGAGGUGCGUUCCCCUGGGUCACGUGGCGCGAACGGGAACAGAUGUGACAUGGGGAGGACGUCUGAACUGACCGCCGACGGCUGACGGGUCACCAAACCCCCCUGCUCCCCUUCGCGCAGGCGCUGGAGGCAAGACCGGAGGAAAGGGCGGCAAGGGUGGCAAAGGUGGCAAGGCCGGUGGAGAUCCCAAGGCUCAGUCGACCAGGUCCCAGAAGGCUGGCCUUCAAGUGAGUGCAUCGUCGAAUACCUACUCCACAACUCGUCUCGUUUCGUCGCGCCCGUCAUGCCGGGUGGUGGUGCUCGACAAUCAAGCUCGCCCGGCUCGAGCGGCAGGCGACUGCGCAGUGGCCUGCAACAACCAAUCCCAACAUUCUACAUCUUCUCUCAACAACACGUUCGACCGCUCAUCCACAUCGUUGCAGUUGCCCGUGGCUCGCCCUAACGCUGGGUGGGUCCGAGGGCGCGCGCACGGUCCAGUCUGGCAGCGGCCUUGUUUUGACCCGAGUCGAGGCGCCUCGACGCGCGCCGCGUGUCUCUUUUGUUUGGCCGAUCUGCCUACCAGCCCAGGCGCCCAUUCGAGCGAGCAGAAUCCGCGAUCACAGAAAACAAAGCAAUGUCGAUGCUCCGACUUGUUUUCGCUUUGUGCAAUUCGUCAUGGAUCGCCGCCAUCGCCAUAACCCGACACUGUGUGCAUCAACCCGAGCCACACCAGACCUCAGCAACGCCCGCUCAGGCAGACCCAGAUUGGCUGAUGCGCAUAUUUGCUCUGGUCUUUCCAAUCGUUCUACAGUUCCCUGUCGGUCGUAUCCAUCGUUACCUCAAGGCCCGCACCCAGAACAACAUGCGCGUCGGUGCCAAGGCUGCCGUGUACGCCUCGGCCAUUCUGGAGUACCUCACCGCCGAAGUCCUCGAACUCGCUGGUCAGUCCACUGCGACAAUGCAAAAGCCAGCCUGACUCGCAGCAACUGACAAUCUCGACUUCUUUUCGUGAUCACAACCAGGUAACGCCUCGAAGGAUCUCCGUGUCAAGCGUAUCACUCCCCGUCACUUGCAACUCGCCAUCCGAGGUGACGAAGAGCUCGACUCGCUCAUCCGCGCAACCAUCGCUGGUGGUGGUGUCUUGCCCCAUAUCCACAAGGUGCGUUUCGUCUUGCCCUACUGCUGUGAACCAACGACGACUGACCUGGAUGCGCGUGGGCGCCCCGUGCAGAACUUGAUCAAGGUACCCGGACAACUUCCCCCGCAGGGCAUGCAGAUGUCUCAGAUGAAGAUGGGCAAGAAGUGAGGGCUUUAUGCCCUUGUUUCUUCGUCGUCCUCGCCUCUCUGUUCCCGGUCGCUUGUUUUAUUCGUUGUAGGAAUUUAUCCCCCCCCCCCCCCAGCGUCCGCCUUUGUCGAAUCACUUCGCCUCUGGUCGCCAGCUCAAGAUCACUAUCUCCCACUCUGUGACGACUUUCGUGUAAUGUCUUCCCGCCGACCAUCAUCAACCCGCUUUCUCCCUUCCCUUCGAAAGAGUCCGUUGUUGUGCUUUUCUUUUCGCCUUCCCACCUUCCGAGUUUGAACGACCUUGUUGUGCCUACGUGCGACGUGAUCUGAUCCUCACUUUUCAUUGCCCUUUGCGGUGAAACUUGCAACAUUGACUCGUUUCGAACGCCUACGGAUUCGACCAUUGUUAGUUUCGGAACGCCUCGUAAAGGCAAAACCACCUUUUUUCGGGUCCAGUAGCUUUGUUGCCCCUCCGGUGCUGCAAAGGUCUUCGUUCUGCUGACCAAUACAAACUUUCGCUUUUCUUCUCGGCUUACACCGUGCUUCAUCGCCCUUGUUAAGAGAGAGGGAUAGUCGAGUGUGUUAGAACAAGAGGAGUGUGGGACGACGCAUUCGGGAUCGAUCUAGUAUGCGAUCUCUUCCCGUUCGUCCAUCAUGACGGCGUCACCUACAAGACCCCUGCGCAGCAAGCGGCGAUGGCGAGACUGGGGGCGAUUCAUGGACCUCUUUCCUAG
This is a messenger RNA of Microbotryum saponariae, 2006 nucleotides long. The record is from the annotation of a GenBank genome assembly. Lineage: Eukaryota; Fungi; Basidiomycota; Microbotryomycetes; Microbotryales; Microbotryaceae.